Onychostruthus taczanowskii (white-rumped snowfinch) is the source of this 2580-nucleotide messenger RNA. RefSeq names its product flavin adenine dinucleotide synthetase 1 (gene FLAD1). Lineage: Eukaryota; Metazoa; Chordata; Aves; Passeriformes; Passeridae. The coding region runs from base 138 to 1694 and encodes 518 amino acids. The record is from RefSeq and is a predicted model, not a curated record. Gene Ontology annotation, molecular function: FMN adenylyltransferase activity. The transcript has 7 exons. Gene Ontology annotation, biological process: FAD biosynthetic process.
CGGUUCUGCGAUGGUUCCGUCCCGCAGGUCCCGCCUCUCGGCCAAUGGGAGCUGGCGGGGCCGUGUGACUGACGUGCGGGCCGGCCUGUGAGCGCGCGGGGCGGUGUCGCGGUGUGCGGAGGUGCCCGGGCAGCUCCAUGUGGGGGGUGCUGCGGGCUGCGGGGCGGGUGCGCGGGCCUCUGUGCGCUGCCGCCUGUCGCCCCAUGGCUGCUUCGGGCCCUGCAGCGGAGGCCCAGGGAUCCGCCAGCACCGCCGGCAUCAUCAUCAUCGGCGACGAGAUUCUCAAGGGCUACACGCAGGAUACAAACUCCUUCUUCAUGUGCCGGCGACUGCGGGCUCUCGGCGUGAGUGUCGCCCGGAUCUCCGUGGUCCCCGACGACGUGGAGGCCAUCGCCAGCGAGGUGGCCACCUUUGCUGCUCGCUUCACCUUCGUGCUGACUUCCGGGGGCAUCGGCCCCACGCACGACGAUGUGACCUUCGAGGCCGUGGCUAAGGCCUUUGGGGAGCGGGUCGUCCUCCAUCCCGAGCUGGUGGCCAUGGUGCACAAGUUCUUUGGCAAGACAGAGGAGCAGUGCCCUGAGAUGAAGCUGGCUCGCGUCCCCGAGUCCUCCCGCCUCAACUACGGCACAGACGGGCACACUGGCAGCACCUUCAAGUACCCGCUGGUCAGUGUGCGCAACGUCUACAUCUUCCCCGGCAUCCCGGCACUGAUGGAGCGUGCCCUGGAUGGCCUUGCUCACCUCUUUCACAGCAAACAGACCCACUUCCACUCCCGCACCAUCUACGUGGCGUCCGAUGAGAUGCUCAUCACGCCGGUGCUGGACAGGGCUGAUGCCACCUUCCGAGGCCGCGUCAGCUUGGGCUCCUACCCAGACUGGACCAGCAACUACUACCGUGUGAAGCUGACCCUGGACUCAGAGUCAGAGCAGGACCUGGAGGAAGCGUAUUGCUUCUUGAUGAGGGAGCUGCCACCGGGUGUUGCCGUGCCGUUGGUGAAAGACUGCGUCUCUCCAGCAGCUGUGGAGGUUUAUGGCCUGGCUGAGUCAGGCUCGGCCCUGGGGCAGAAGGUGGCAGCAGCCCUACGGACGAUUGAGGAGGCUUUGGACCAGUACAGCCUGGUCCAGCUCUGCGUGGGCUUCAACGGGGGCAAGGACUGCACAGCCCUGCUGCACCUCGUCCAUGCUGCUGUGCAGAGGCGGUUCCCAGCGAGGCAGGAGAGGCUGCAGGUGCUCUACAUUCGCAUUGUGUCCCCGUUCCCUGAAAUGGAGCAGUUCAUUCAGGCAACAGUCCAGAGGUACGGGGUCCAGCUCUGCACUGUGGAGGGCUCCAUCCGGGAGGCUCUGGCCCAGCUGAAGGAGCAGCAGCCACAGCUGGAGGCUGUCCUGAUGGGAACGCGCCGCACGGACCCUUACUCACGCACCCUGACCCCCAUGUGUGUGACAGACCCCGACUGGCCCCCUUACAUGCGGGUGAACCCCUUGCUGGACUGGACCUACCGGGACAUCUGGGAAUUCCUGCGCAAGCUCUUUGUCCCCUACUGUAUCCUCUAUGACAAGGGCUACACGUCCCUGGGGAGCAUGACCAACACACAGAAGAACCCAGCCCUACGCUGUAGCGAUGCGCAGGGCCGGGAGAGCUACCGGCCUGCCUAUGAGCUGGAGAAUGAGGAAGAAGAGCGCACCUCCCGCCGCUGAAGGCCACGCUCUGGGAGCCUCCACUGGAGUGCUGCUGGGAGUGACUGAAUAAAGUUGCUGCCUGUCAGCACUAAAUAAACCUGCUGCAGUCUGCACUGCACUGGCACGUGGUCUUGUUGAGCCCUGAGGGCUCCAUGGGGCAGGAGUGGGAGGAACAAAAGGGUCCCCAGGUUGUGCCACCUCCCUGCACCCACUGUUGUAGGAUUUUUGGAAAUGCAGAGAAUGUAGUAGGUUCCAGUGCUUGCCAGGGCCCCACACGUCAGCACUGCUGCCUCUCCCACCGUGUCAGAUCCUGCUGAUUCCUCAUGGGCCACGCACCUCUUCUGCACCAUGGCAGCCUGUCUGCAGGGUGCUCCCCAUCAAGUGGCACGGGUACUGGCACUGCCAGCACCCACUGCCACCUCCCUUGGGCUGCGCCUGGUCUCCUGGUUGCUGCGGCUUCUGUGGAAAUGCAUCUACCUCCUUCUCUGCAGCUGGUGCAUCCGUGAGCUGCUGGACUAGGGAAGGCACCCCCCAGUGUCACAGGACCCCGUCAGCCCCUGCCUGCCCUGGUGCUGUGGGUGAGUGACCUGCCUGCAGCUUGACUUGACAUGGUGCUUGGAAUGUGACAGGGACCUGGCAGUGGUGUGUGGGGGUGGCAGAAACCAACCAUGGUGCUCCUGGAGUGAAAAUGGCCUGGCUGUGGCAGUUCUGGGGGUUGAGAGGGUGUGGCCUUGGUACUGGUCAGUGGGUUGUUACCCCCUGUGCCUCUCUCCCCUCCCCAGGACUGUCCCUGUUGCCCUGUGCUGAUGAAGCUGACGGACCUCUGGCGCUGAGACUCUGCUCCAGCCUGUGCUCCCCCUGAUCAGAGACCCCAAUAAACCUGUGCAGUGCCUGAAUGGCUGCG